AUGUGGUUCUUAGCGUUCCUUGCCGCUGCGACUAUUGUCAACGCCCAGUCGACGCUGCCUAUCGAGGUUGACCCUCGAUGCAAGAAGAUGGACAACGACCAGUGGCAGGCUUUCGAGAAAAAGGAGGUGGUUCGCAAGCUCGCUUUUGCCGGCCUUGGGAUUCCAGCUGACCGCGCAUACACCGAGGUUCUUUUUGGACAUGAGACCAAAACGCAAUUCAAUUACAACUAUUUCUGUGCUGAGGGCUGGAAUGCCGUUUUUGAACCAUCAUCUGAGCUUCAGUGCAACCCCACUACAGUUGACCUUAUCGAUAAGUCCAACAAUGCGCCAGGCACUGUCACUAUCAAUGUGCAAAGUGGAACCAAGACUUCGACUACCCUCACCGAGACCGACAGCUUGGCCACCGCCGCCGGCGUUUCGAUGACAAUGUCUGGAAGUAUUCCCUUAGUUGGAAAGGUUUCGACCACGGUUUCAUUCACCGAGACCUACACCAAAACUUAUGGAAAGUCGCAAACCUUCGAGACAAACACGUUGACUAGUAUCUCGCGUGCAAUCAAUAUUGGUUCUGGAAACUCCAACUGCACGGCCAAAUUGACCACUACCACCUGCCAGCACGAGGCUAGAGGCAAAUACCCUAUUGUUGCGGUUGGAUGGGUUGGUUGGCGCUUGAAGGACGAGCUGACCUUCAAUGGCGAAAAGGCACGCCGCUGGUAUGUGUGGAUUGAGAACUUCCCGCGCCAGGAGCGUGAAGGUUGGGGAACCCUCAAUGCAGGAAUUGCUUCUCAAACCUACUCGACAAUUCUGAGCCAAUGCGAGGCCACCAACGCGACCACCUCGAAGCGCCACUCGAGGCUCGCUCGGUCAGACCGCUUACUCCGCGAUUGGCGCGCGAGUGCCAGGGCGGAGAUCCCAGACAAUGCUGAUGAGCUCCAAACUCCUGAACAAAAGCUGUCCCGGGCGAAGGCGGCCGUGCCUGACCAUCUCAAGGACAAGAUCAUGAAAGUCGGCGAUACCCUUAUCGUCCCUGUGGGUGAUGAUGAUUGA
Molecule: messenger RNA, 1044 nt
Organism: Rhizoctonia solani
Lineage: Eukaryota; Fungi; Basidiomycota; Agaricomycetes; Cantharellales; Ceratobasidiaceae
Exons: 11
Coding region: 1-1044 (347 amino acids)
Source: RefSeq, a predicted model, not a curated record